Lolium rigidum is the source of this 1071-nucleotide messenger RNA. RefSeq lists its product as uncharacterized. Lineage: Eukaryota; Viridiplantae; Streptophyta; Magnoliopsida; Poales; Poaceae. The record is from RefSeq and is a predicted model, not a curated record. The transcript has a single exon. The coding region runs from base 30 to 956 and encodes 308 amino acids.
UUUACCCACGCCUUCAAGCUCAACGAGCCAUGGCUACCAAAACCAAAUCAUGCUUUACUUUCCUGAGGGAAGCCCUGAUCCUCCCCACGCGAAACCCAAAGCUCUUCACGCCGGUGCUCCUCCUCUUGGCCGGCACCGCCUUCCUUGGCCCCGUGGUCCAAGUCGUGUUCGUGCAGCCUCUCGCCUACGACAUGAUGAUCCAUUUCGUCGAGAUGGGCAACAUGGAUCCCUCGAGCCCUGAGUACGCCAAGAUCCUUGAGGAGAUAAAGCAAGACGCUGUGAAGCUCGUCCUCAUCGUCAUCGCCCAACUGAUCGUCACGCUGGCGCUCGCCUUCCUCAACCAGAUCAUCGCCUUCUUCGCGGCCUCCACAACAUACUCUGGCAGCCGCUACUCGCUCGCCGAGCUCAUCCAUGAGAUCCGGAAGGGGAGCACUCUCAAGGGCCCCUUCAUCACCCUGGCCGUGGUCACCACGCUUAACUUCGCGUGGAUGGCGGUCCUGACCGCCCUGCUUUCCGCCGUAAUGCGUGGCGGCGGGAUGCUCUCCGUCGAGGGUCUCGCCUUCGCCCUCACAUUCCUCGCCUUCAUGUACUUCACAGUCGUCGCGCUGGUGGGCGUCGCGGCGUCGGUGGUCGACGAGGAGUACCGCGGCGUGGGAGCGCUCCGGCAGGCGUGGAGGCUCAUGACGCGGGUGAAGAGGAAGGAGGGUCUCGUGCUUGUGCUGGUGACACACCUCCUGCCCACCGUCGUGACACCCUUGUACGGGGUGGUUGCUCUUCUAUAUGCGAAGAGCAUGGCGGCGGCUUUGUGCAUGCUGGCCGUGUAUGGUUUUCUGUCUGGUGCCGUGCAGGUGUACUACUUGGCGGCAGCCACGGUGUACUACUACGAAGCCAUGGAUAGCAAGGAGGAGGCGCCUUGUGGAUAUGCCAAGAUCCCAUCGGGGGAAGGAAAUGUCUGAUUCAUGAUCCAAGUGAGCUAUACAAAGUGUUCUUAUUUUGUUGAAAGUUGAAACUGCUAGAGGAAUGCGUUUGUUUCUCGUGCAAUAUAUCUUCUUGGAUUAUAUGUGCCCGGUG